AUGGCGAGGGCGCGCCAGCGCGGGCGCCUCCUCCUCCUCCUGGCGUUCGCGCUCCUCGCUGGCGCCGCGGCGGGCCGACACGACGCGCCCGCGCCCCGGGCAUCGUCCAUCUCCGCGGCGCCCGAGUACCCGCCGCUGCCGCGCCUCCCGAACCAGCACCACGGCCGCCACGCCGCCGGCCCCGCGCUCCCGCCGGCGCUGCCGGCGCUGUCGCCCGACAUAAUGCCCGUGCUGCCGUCCCCCGCAGAGGACGGCGCCGCGCCGGCGCCCGACGCGGGGGAGCCCACCAUCCCGUCCAGCCCCAGCCCGCCCAACCCGGACGCGCUGGAGCCCGACUCGGCGUUCGCGCCGUUCGGCUCCUCGCACGCCGUCGCCGCGCAGUCCCCCGCCGUGGCGUCGGCCUCGGCGUCGGCGCUCCCGCUCCUCGGCCUGCUGCUGGCCAUGUUGUGGCUGCUGCUGGUGGUGUAG
This is a messenger RNA of Miscanthus lutarioriparius, 468 nucleotides long. The record is from the annotation of a GenBank genome assembly. Lineage: Eukaryota; Viridiplantae; Streptophyta; Magnoliopsida; Poales; Poaceae.